Molecule: messenger RNA, 462 nt
Organism: Schistocerca cancellata (South American locust)
Lineage: Eukaryota; Metazoa; Arthropoda; Insecta; Orthoptera; Acrididae
Product: cationic amino acid transporter 3-like
Exons: 3
Coding region: 1-462 (153 amino acids)
Biological process (GO): amino acid transport
Cellular component (GO): plasma membrane
Molecular function (GO): amino acid transmembrane transporter activity
Source: RefSeq, a predicted model, not a curated record
AUGAAAUUAGGAAUGCUGAUCUUUACUAUUACUGAAGUGUUUUAUUAUUUUCUUAUUACAGUUGUUUUGUGUGUACUAGUAUCACAACUUGUUAUUCAGGCAAGAUCAUCUAUUGGAGCAGCUGAUCCACUAGCAAUAACUGGUCUAGUAAUCCUGUUAUUGUGUAUGAUAUGCAUAAUGGUGUCCAUUGGAAUUCAGCCUACUUCACAGGCUACAGUAACCUACAAGGUUCCGUUUGUACCCUUAUUUCCAGCUAUUGGUAUCCUCAUUAAUAUAUUUUUGAUGAUGAUGCUGGAUGGAGUGACAUGGAUAAAAUGUGGAGCAUGGACCCUUAAAGGAUUAGUGAUCUACAUUGUGUUUGGGUUUUGCUGCCGUUAUAAAAAAUGGAAGAGUGCUUCAAACACUUCACCAAGAACGAGUCGGAAUAGUGUGGUGGUACAGAAGACAUCAAGUAGACGGUGA